AUGUCAGGGCCAGGUUCUCCAGGCCAGGAGGGCCCCACGUUUGCCCCGCCACAUCUUCCUGCUGGCUGGAUUGCGCAAUGGGACGCCAACAGCAAGAAGUACUACUACGUCCAACUCUCGACUGGCGUUUCGCAGUGGGAUGUCCCAACCGACGCCGCCCCCGUGGGAGGAGGCACGCCGGCCUCCACCAACGAACACCCCUACGGUGUGCCGGGCCAGCGCCAGCUGAUCACGCAUCCUGACGGCACCCAGACCGUCAAGCACCCCGAUGGAACAAUGGAACCCGUCAUGCCAGACGAGAAUGGAGGCACGAGAGGAAUUGGCGGCGAUGGUCCAACCGGCGAUAGGGGCCUAGGUAGCAUGGCCAUGAACGCAUUACUCGGCAGCGGCAAACAAAGCGGCAGCGGUCACAACUCGAGCAGCAGCCCCUUCGGCGGCCUUGCGAACCAGGUCAUCAGCGGGCUUACACACAGUAACAACGGCCAUGGGCAGCAACAACAGCACCACGGCUCAUCGGGGGCGUCCAGUGGUCUCGGCGGGAAGCUGGUCGGGCAGCUUACGUCAAACCUCUUCUCCUCGGGCAACAAGCCGGCGCAGCCCCAGAAUUACCACAGCGGCCAGACCACGCAGCCUCAUAACUCAGGGGGGCUUGCAGGUUCCAUGAUGGGCUCUGUCGCGCACAUGUUUGGGGGACAGUCUGGUUCCUCGAACCAAAACUUUGGAUACAGCAACUCCGGCCAAACAGGAACCUACAGCGGCUCUGCUCCUCCCGCCACGUACCAACCGUCAGGCGCAGCCUCGCAUCAGUCUCCCGCGCAGGGACACAACCCUCAGCCCGCGCACAACACCCAGGCCGCGAGCACACCUUCAUCCUACCACGCGCCCCAGCACACCCCGAGCUUCCCACCACCGCCGAGCCAGUACGAGGGACAACACGGCUACCCAGGCCAGCAGCAGCAACAACAACAACACACACCGUACGGCCAACACGGGCAAAUACCCGGUCCACCGGCCGGCGCACCGCCCGCGCAAUACGGCCAGUCCCAAUAUGGGCAGGGCUACGGCCACCAGCAGGCGCCGCCAGCAUACGGGGGUCACCAGCAAGGCGGGUACAACGGGGGCACGCCGUCGUACCCUCCGCCCCCGGGCCAGUACCCAACUCAGGCAGGCUAUGGCCAGGACCGCGGCUUGCCGCACGGCGCGCAUCCGUACGGCAGCAAUCCCGCGUACUAG
Messenger RNA from Diaporthe amygdali, 1233 nucleotides. RefSeq names its product WW domain-containing protein. The transcript is spliced from 3 exons. Lineage: Eukaryota; Fungi; Ascomycota; Sordariomycetes; Diaporthales; Diaporthaceae. The coding region runs from base 1 to 1233 and encodes 410 amino acids. Gene Ontology annotation, molecular function: protein binding. The record is from RefSeq and is a predicted model, not a curated record.